AUGGACCAGAACAACAUGAACAAGUUCUUUAACUCGUCGUUCUUUGCGCAGACUCCGCAGAAGGAUAACAAGCAAGGGCAAUUUUCUGGAGCGCAGCAGCCUUCGAUUUUUGGGCAGUCGCAGGCUGGGUUUGGCAGCGCACAGAAUCCUUUUCUUCAAGGGUCUGGAGGAAUGAAAAGCAAUACGUUUAGCGGUGUAACACCUUUUGGGGGAACAUCUUCAUUUGGCAGUGGGGCAGCAUCUAGCUCUGGAGGAUUUGGACAGCCUUUUUCUGGCCAGCAGCAGCCGUCGACCUCGUUGGCAAGAUUCGGGUCUGGAGGAACUCCGAGCACCGGAAGCAAUAUAUUUGGGGGUACCUCUAACGCCUUAGGGACGGGCCAGACACAGUUUGGAGGGACUGGGGGGACCAUGAAUUUUGGAGCACAGCCGCAGAGCAGUGUGUUCGCAUCUGGAGCCCAAAAUGGGUUGCAGCCGUUCACCAUGGGAGGGUCCACGGCAUCUCAGCCCAGCAUAUGGGGGCAGGGAUCUACCUCCUACAGUCCCUUUGGCGGGACCCAAAGCACCUUUUCCAACGACAGGAACAGCACUCUAAACAAAACAUUUCCUGGACUUGCGGGAAGUAGCACUGGGACCAAGGAUCAUCCCUACAUACAAAGAAAGAUAAGAGAAGAUAAUGGAGGGGAGGUAACCUUGAUGCACAUCAACGGGAACGAAAACUACACGCAGAAGUCUGUCGAGGAGCUGAGGUCCGAAGACUACAUGCUUGGAAGAAAGCCCAUGACAAGUGGAAGCAUGACGGAGCCUAAGAGCAUCUCUGGAUUCGGGCUACCCCUUGGAGCAGCGAUGCCGUCUUCUGCAGUCAACAAGCCGCAGGGUAAUAGCGUCUUUGGAACGGCUGCUACAUCUGGGACUUCAUUCCAACCUUUUAUUUCAGCUGGGAGUUCGAAGACCCAGCAAGAGCCUGCUAAUUCUAGCUUUGGAAGCACCACGCCACAGCAGCCAUUUGCGCCUUCGGCAGUUUCUUCUAACAUAGCAUCCCAGCCGUUCGGCUCAUCGAUCCAAGGCCCCUCUGGGUUGCCAAGCGGAAAUCCAUUUGUUCAGAAUGUACAGCAGCCGCAGGCAGCAUUUGGGUCUGUUGGGAUGGCUCCGCAAGCGCCGGCCUCCAACAAUCUUUCGUUCACGAAUGCACAGCCAUUUGAGAUGCCGAUGCAACAGCCGUUUGGAAGCACAAUGGCUUCUCUCGGAGCCUGUGGGCAGAUGAAUCCGCAGCAGACCAAAAUAGACCCGUCUGACCCAUUUCUCCUGAAGGACAUUAAGUUUGAGAAGACCGAGAAAGAGCAUCUUCCACUGAGCAAGGUACUUCCGAGGCCGAUAUUCAAGGAGGAGUCGAAGCCCCGGAAGAUAUCUCUGAGCUUUCGACCUCCAAAGCCUCCUGCAAAGGAGAAGAUAUACACGAUUCCUCCGAUAGAGAACAUCAAGCACAUGAGGGAGGUUCAUAAUCUGAUCAUAGGCUUUGAGGACAAGGGAAGGAUAGAAUAUCUUGACACUGUGAGUGCAUCUGAGGUUACCAUGGCGAAUAUUCAAUCGAAGAUUUACUUCUCAAAAGAAUCUGUUGUAGUCAAUGACCCUGUUGGAGUAGGACUGAACAGAAGAGCUCGUGUGUAUGUAGAGGGGGUGUUUCCAUACAGUAGGAGCCUGGGAGACUAUAUCAGAGGCGAGCAGAAGCAGUUUCCGCUGAAGGGGAUCCAGGAAAGAUUUGUGUAUGGCUUGAAGAAUGAUACUGUGAAGAAGUUUGUUGGAUAUGAGUAUGAGAGGGGGACGUAUGUCUACGACGUUAACCACUUCUGA
Encephalitozoon cuniculi GB-M1 is the source of this 1848-nucleotide messenger RNA. RefSeq lists its product as uncharacterized. Gene Ontology annotation, molecular function: structural constituent of nuclear pore. Gene Ontology annotation, cellular component: nuclear pore cytoplasmic filaments; nuclear pore. The transcript has a single exon. Gene Ontology annotation, biological process: RNA export from nucleus; protein import into nucleus; post-transcriptional tethering of RNA polymerase II gene DNA at nuclear periphery. Bases 1 to 1848 code for a protein of 615 amino acids. NCBI's taxonomy places the organism in Eukaryota, Fungi, Microsporidia, Unikaryonidae. The record is from RefSeq and is marked provisional.